Engraulis encrasicolus (European anchovy) is the source of this 2064-nucleotide messenger RNA. It is a transcript of the gene mrps2, whose product is annotated as mitochondrial ribosomal protein S2. Gene Ontology annotation, molecular function: structural constituent of ribosome. The record is from RefSeq and is a predicted model, not a curated record. Gene Ontology annotation, cellular component: ribosome; mitochondrial small ribosomal subunit. Gene Ontology annotation, biological process: translation. NCBI's taxonomy places the organism in Eukaryota, Metazoa, Chordata, Actinopteri, Clupeiformes, Engraulidae. The coding region runs from base 50 to 862 and encodes 270 amino acids. The transcript has 4 exons.
CCCAUGGUGCAUCUAUGACCUUCACUGGGCGGAGAUUCAAGUGACAAGCAUGGCCGCCGGGAUGCUUACGAAAGCAAUCUGUGGACUCCGGUGCCCUCGCUUUGCGGCAGCUGCUCUGUCUUGCAGCAGCCAAUCCUACAGCACAGCAGCGUUACCAAAGGCAGUGUUGACACCAAGUGACAACACCGCUGACCAAAACAAACUCCUAAAUGUCCCGCUGAGCCACCCAGACUUCUUCCGAGUGUCUGAACUCUUCAGCUUGAAGGACCUGUUUGAUGCACGUGUUCACCUCGGGCACAAAAAGGGAUGUCGACACAGGCUAAUGGAGCCGUACCUGUUUGGAAGCCGGCUGGACACGGACGUGAUCGACCUGGAGCAGACGGUGCCUCACCUGCAGCAGGCCCUUAACUUCACGGCCCACGUGGCCUUCCGCGGCGGCAUCAUCCUCUUCGUCAGCCGCUACCGUCAGUUUGGCCACCUGGUGGAGCGCACAGCGCGGGAGUGCGGCGAGUACGCCCACACACGCUACUGGCAGGGUGGCCUGCUGACCAACGCCACCAUUCAGUACGGCCCUGGCGUACGCCUCCCCGACCUAAUCAUCUUCCUGUCCACGCUCAAUAACGUCUUCCAGACGCACGUGGCGAUCCGCGACGCGGCCAAGAUGAACAUACCCACCGUGGGGGUGGUGGACACCAACUGCAACCCCAGUCUCAUCACUUACCCGGUGCCCGCCAACGACGACACGCCCGCUGCCAUGGAGCUCUACUGCCGGCUCUUCAAGGUCACCAUCAACCGGGCCAAGGACAAACGAAAGCAGCUGGAGCUGCUCAAGGGCCUGGGGCCUUCCACCACAUCCAGUUGAACUCACCGUAGCCAACGAGUGACUUUGAACCAUCUAUUCAACGUAUGGGAUUGUAUGUUGGGAGUAUGUGAUAUGGGUCAUGUCAGUGUUGUACAAACAAGUCAGCACUGCAAACUUCACCACUCAACACCACACAGCCAAAGUCAAUAAUCAGCGUACGCCUAUCCCAAGUUAACAAUGUACUGGACUGCAGUUAUGGUGGAUGUGUGAAGAGAAUAAAGAGUUAUGUGUAAAGUAUAUUAAACAGUGUCUAAUGCCUAGUUAUUGUGUAAAUGUAUUUGGCAACUGGUACUAGUCUCAUGUUAAAAUUCUCUGCAUACUAUUCCCUGCCUAGGCAUGUGCACUUUUUAUAAUGUAGCUGGCUCAUUGGUGAAUGAAAAAGCAUUACUGGACAAAAUUAUGAUGUAUAAAAACUGUGAGGAUGAUUUAGUACCUGACUGCUGACAAUUUCAGACCUAUUUACCAUUAUUCACAGAUGCUGGGAAUAAAGCACUGCAUUAGCCUAUAUGAUAAUGGAAUCUUAAAACAACUGUAACAGUAGGCUUGGCUAAACUUGAUCAAUCGCCAUCUCAUUGACCACAAAUGCAAGCAUAAUGGUUACUGAAUGAAUACUAAUUUGUCAAGCAACAUGCAUGUGACUUGUGCGCACUCUUCAAGAUGUGGUGAAGUAGUCUGGAUUUACCUGACCACAUGAAUUACUUAUUAAUUCAAAAUGAAUGGUCUGGCCUGUUGGGCUAGAGGUGGGGCAGAAUGAAAGCCAUGGUCACUGCUAUAGACUGGCUCUAGUAUGCCUAUACUUGUUCUCCUGUAUGAGGUUUCUUGCUAUGUCUUCAAGAAGCAUGAAUGUUAUGUCUGAAGAAACAUAUCAAAACACAGUGGCAUAAUAGAAGACUGAGUAAUAUAUAAGCCAAAGGUGCUACAACAAGGUAGGCCUAGUUUAAGGGUGUGCAUAUUUAUGCAACCAUGUCAAUUUAAGUUUUUUAUUUUCUAUUCUUUCCCUUUAAAGCGUUGAGUUUGUUUUUCAAUUGCAUUGUGCAGGAUAAUAAUUUAGAUUUAAGUGGGAAAAAAUAUUUUUCUUUCUGACAUUUUUUUACCUAACAAGAACCUGGAAUUUGAACAAGGGUGUGUAGACUUUUUGAAGGCACUGUACGUGUAGUGGUGUUGCUUGGCAUACAACAAACACUGAAGCCUCCACCAUAUUG